AUGGACUUUAACCCGAUUAGCAUUGAGGAGGGCGGCCACAGCCAGUUCCAGAACGGCGUGGCGAACGCGGUUGCCAGCGCGCGCGCCGCUGGCCGCGGUGAUGCGGCUGGUCUGCUUAGCCAACACGCAUCCUUCGGCGACGUGCUUCGGGCCUGCCGCAACGCCUUUUAUUAUCACACAAGUUGGUCGGUACCCUACCCCGAGGUGCCUGCUACCCCGAUGCUGUACUACCCUGACGAGUACAAGCGUAUGAUUGAGUCGACCAUGCCGCUCGGUAUCAUGCAGUCCGAGCUGGACGCGAUGCAGACGGGCCUCCUCGACAGCAUUCCUCUGGCGUACUACCCGCUGGUGCCGAAUGCGCUGGAUGAGGCACGGCAGGCUUUGAGGCGUGCGGCGCUGCUGAAAAGGCGUGCGGCGGCUGCAGCAGAGGCGGACGACGCGGCGUCGUCUUCGUCCACGUCGGCAGCGAACGCGUCUGAUCGCGCUCGCCCGCCGCAUGGCCGCCUCGAUCCUGGUGACGCAGAGAUUUCUCGCAUCGUGGUCGAUGCAAACGAAAUUCAGAUUCGCAACCUGCCGUCGCUCACACACGUGCAGCGGCCCCUGUACACGGAUAUCGGUUUGGUGCCGCAGGAGGAGCGGCACGCCGCACGUGUGGCUCGCACACAGCCCACGGAGGCAAGGCCGCAUGACGCAGCGCUGACAACGGAGGAAAUGGUGCGCCAAUGGCGUAUCGAUGUGCAGUCGUCCUUCGUGCAGGCUUCGCAGAUCGACAGCGACUUUGCACGCUUCAUUGGGGAGGUCGCGCACGCAAAGCUUGGUCUGGACAGAAAUAGUGCUUCGCACAUGCGGCUGACGCGUGCACUGUGGAGUCUUCUCUUUCAAGACACGACGAAGCGGCAGCAGCGCAAGGUGUGGUACAUCAUCUGCCACUUCUCUUCCACCUUUAGUGACGCCCCAGCGGCGUCCGAGGCGGCGGUGGCGCAGCUGCUGCGCGAGACGGAGGCGCUGGGCUUGCCUCAGUACUUGACCAGCUGGCGCCCUCUGCUGAUAGAGUACACGCGGGCCGUGGACGAUUACGCCGCAGAGCUCGCCGGUGGCGCGGAGCAGCGUCGCGAGAAUCUGCAGUUCCACGACCGGGAGCUGGAUCAACUGUACACGGGUAACGUGUACACCAACAUCGAGCUUGACGGCAAGCUGGUCCGCACGAGCGCCGAUCGUCUGAAGAACACCAUUUACCCGGUGGAAGUGGUGCCGGUUUACCCCAGCGGGUACGAGCAGGCGGCCUCAAUGGGAGCUGCCGCGCUGCGUCUCCACGACUCGGAGGAGCUCGACUUCCUUGCUGAGCGCGACGCCUCGCUGCACCACGUCAUUCUGCCGGACGCUGUCUUGCCCAAGGCCGCCGCCUCCCGGCCGAACAUGCUUGUCGGCGGCUGCAACCUCCUCGUUGCUGACGACGGUGAUUUCGCGAAUGUGCAGCUGGGCGGGACUCUGCGGUACAGUGUGCCAGCAGAGAACACCUACCAGUCCCUGCGCCAGGACCCGAUGAACACGGCGAGCUACCUGCUGCGGGUGGGCCAAGUGGCGACCGACGCCGCCAGCUCCCUCGGCGCCAACCACGACGGCCGCUACGUCAUGUACGACCGUAUUGGCCACCGUGAUGUCUACCAGAAGACCAACAAUACGGAUGCCAACGCUCUUUCACGCUACGUGGUCAUGUUCGCCGAUGCGCCAGCCGCUGUCGGGGCUUCUGAAGCGAUCACAGGUGCUCGUAAUAGUGAUCGCGUCAACUGCGUGAAGCGGGAGCGUGAGGAAGUACCAGCUCCCGAGGCGGCGGCGGAGUCCUUGGAGUCUGUUGCACAGGUGCCGCGCACAGAAUGA
Molecule: messenger RNA, 1878 nt
Organism: Leishmania mexicana MHOM/GT/2001/U1103
Lineage: Eukaryota; Euglenozoa; Kinetoplastea; Trypanosomatida; Trypanosomatidae
Exons: 1
Coding region: 1-1878 (625 amino acids)
Source: RefSeq, a predicted model, not a curated record